This is a messenger RNA of Gadus chalcogrammus (walleye pollock), 1075 nucleotides long. Its product is annotated as protein HIRA. Gene Ontology annotation, biological process: DNA-templated transcription; chromatin organization. Gene Ontology annotation, molecular function: nucleosome binding; protein binding. The coding region runs from base 227 to 1069 and encodes 280 amino acids. The transcript has 8 exons. The record is from RefSeq and is a predicted model, not a curated record. NCBI's taxonomy places the organism in Eukaryota, Metazoa, Chordata, Actinopteri, Gadiformes, Gadidae. Gene Ontology annotation, cellular component: HIR complex; nucleus.
GCCGAGCCGUUUCCGACAUGUGGACGGUUUCCUAGCGGCAAAAGCCAAAUGUACACUUCCCGUGUGUCACUUCCUGUGUGUCACUGCGUCUGUGGUCCGGGCUGCAGAGAUGCUGAAUGAAGAAAGACAAGUAACGGCUGGAGUUUGAGACAAAAGGAGGGGGCUGUAUAAUAAUAUCUAGUUAGUAAACAUUCUCCAAACAAAGAAGAUUAAAGGGAUCUACAAGAUGAAGCUUCUGAAGCCGAGCUGGGUCAGCCACAACGGAAAACCAAUAUUUUCCGUCGACAUACAUCCGGAUGGAACAAAGUUUGCGACCGGUGGACAAGGAGAGGAUUCUGGAAAGGUGAUGAUCUGGAACAUGGCCCCCGUCCUGAGAGAGGACGAUGAGAAGAAAGAACACAUCCCAAAGAUGCUUUGCCAAAUGGACAAUCACCUGGCAUGUGUGAACUGCGUGCGCUGGUCUAACAACGGCCUGUACCUGGCAUCUGGGGGAGAUGACAAGCUGGUCAUGGUGUGGAAGCGAGCAGCGUUAAUCGGUCCCAGCACGGUGUUCGGGUCCAGCAGUAAGUUGGCCAAUGUGGAGCAAUGGAGGUGUGUCACGAUCCUAAGGAACCAUACUGGAGAUGUGAUGGAUGUGGCCUGGUCUCCUCAUGAUGUGUGGCUGGCGUCCUGCAGCGUGGACAACACCAUCGUCAUCUGGAACGCACGCAAGUUCCCAGAGAUGGUGAGCUGCCUGCGGGGCCACACUGGGCUGGUGAAGGGCCUGACCUGGGACCCGGUGGGGAAGUACAUUGCGUCGCAGGCGGACGACCACAGCCUGAAGGUCUGGCGGACGGUGGACUGGCAGAUGGAGACGGACAUCACCAAACCCUUCAGCGAGUGCGGGGGAACCACCCAUGUCCUGCGUCUGUCCUGGUCUCCAGACGGUCAGUACCUGGUCUCGGCCCACGCCAUGAACAACUCUGGACCCACAGCACAGAUCGUGGAGCGUGACGGCUGGAGGACCAACAUGGACUUUGUGGGCCACAGGAAGGCUGUCACCGUAGUGGUGCGUGCGUGUGUGUUUUGAAAAGUU